Messenger RNA from Heterocephalus glaber (naked mole-rat), 1779 nucleotides. It is a transcript of the gene Fxn, whose product is annotated as frataxin. NCBI's taxonomy places the organism in Eukaryota, Metazoa, Chordata, Mammalia, Rodentia, Bathyergidae. Gene Ontology annotation, biological process: iron incorporation into metallo-sulfur cluster; intracellular iron ion homeostasis. Gene Ontology annotation, cellular component: mitochondrion. Gene Ontology annotation, molecular function: ferrous iron binding; ferric iron binding; iron chaperone activity. The record is from RefSeq and is a predicted model, not a curated record.
AGCAUCCCCACGAAGGGCGGAGCGACCGCAGAUCGCAGCAGCAUGUGGACGCUCGGGCGCCAAGCAGCCGCCGGCCUGCUGCCCCGGACGGUGUCGCUGAGUCCGGCCCAGGCCCGCGCCGGGGUCCCGCGCCCAGAGACGCUCACGCGGUCCUGUGGUGGCCCAGGCCUGUGCGUCCGGACAGCGGCGGGAUAUGCGCCGCGCCACGCCAAUCUAAACCUCUACUACCUCAACCAGAUUCUAAAUGGUAAAAAGCAGAGUGUCCAUUUGAUGCAUUUGAGGAACUCAGGAACUUUGGGCGACACAGGCACUCUAGAUGAGACUGCCUAUGAAAGACUAGCAGAGGAGACACUGGACUCCCUGGCAGAAUUUUUUGAAGACCUCGCAGACCAGCCCUACACAUUGGAGGACUAUGACGUCUCCUUUGGGAGUGGCGUCUUGACAGUUAAACUAGGUGGAGACCUAGGAACUUACGUGAUCAACAAGCAGACCCCAAACAAGCAGAUCUGGUUGUCUUCUCCCUCCAGUGGACCCAAGCGCUAUGACUGGACUGGAAAGAACUGGGUGUACUCUCACGAUGGCAUAUCCCUCCAUGAGCUGCUGGCCAGGGAGCUGACUGAAGCCUUAAAAACCAAACUGGACUUGUCUUCCUUGGCCUAUUCUGGAAAAGGCACUUGAUGGCCCUCCAAGUUUUAAAGAUGUUAAAUGCUGUGAGGCCAAGAUCCCAGCUUCCUUCUGCAGCUGAGUGUCUUUUUUUCCCCAUUCCUCCUUUUGAGGGCAGCCACAGAAUGUGGAAGGCUCUGUGAAAAGAACGUGUUAACACCCACCCUGCCCCAGAAUCUGAUUUUUAAUUUCUACAGGAUUGUUUUUGAUUGUCUGAUUACCUCCCUCACAUGAUACAUCUUAUCUUCUGUAAUGUCUUAUUUCCAUACCUUAAUGCAGUAAUAACCUUACCAAAAGAAAACAAAGAAAAAUCCCAGGAGGAGAAAUGAAUUGUCUUCAUUCUUUGAAGGAUUUACUGCAAAAGCCACAUGAAGAGCAGCCAGCCACCCUCAACGUUCUGUUUGAAAAUGAGACUCACUGAAGAGUAGUUUUUAAAUGUCCUCAUGCCUCUUCCAAAGCAUACACAUUUCUGAGCCCUUUGAUAUUGUCAAAAGAAACUCAACUGAAGACUAUUCCCACUUGUGCUUUGUGACUGUUAGGAUAUGAUCUGCAUUGCGUUAUGCAGAGGACCUUGUGCUUUUGCUUCCAUUUAUUUGUAUAUCUAUGCACUCACACACACAUACUGUGUGUGUGUGUGUGUGUGUGUAUACUUUUUUCUUAGUUUGAAACCCCCAAAGACAAAACAUUUUUCCAUAACUGGAAGGAUGUAAUACAAGCAGUGUUGUGAAGCUGAGAAGGUACAUUAUAAAUAUGAAGGGCCAGGGCCAGGGAUUUAGCUCAGUGGUUUGGCUGCCUGCCUUGCAAGCACAAGGUCCCGAGUUCCAUCCCUGAUACCAAAAAAAAAAUGAAGGGAUAAACAGGAAAGAGAUAUAUUCAUAAAAUAACAGUGGUUCUGGACUGCACUGCAGCCCUGAAGCAAGUCUUAUCUGUGCACACAUUCCCAAAGUCCCUAGACCUCUGUUUUCUCCUCUGUUAAGUAAAAGAAUAGAAUUGAUCCCCAAAAUUCAGACAACCUGUCUGGCAACCCAGUGGGCCACUUUUAAUUCCCACUAGUUAGAUGAGAUGACUGUCAUCAGUUUUUUAAGCAAUAAAAUAAACAUAUUGUUGCGGUACUGA